UGCAUCCACAGGCAUGGCCGAUUGCAGCCGGGCUCCGGUAGCCCGGGCGCUCUUGCAGCAGUGUCUGCAUGCCAGGCUACAGGUGAAGCCUCCCGCGUCGGGUUCCGAAGCCGAAUGGGUGGAGAUCCAGCGAGGACUUAUAAUCUAUGUAUGUUUCUUCAGAGGGGCCAAUGAAGAAAUCAUUCCCAAAAUGGUUAAUACACUCCUGAAUGUGAAAUUAAGUGAAACUGAAGAUGGCAAAUAUGUUUCUAUUGUGGAUUUGCCUGGCAGCAUUUUAAUAAUACCUCAAGCCACACUGGGUGGUAAACUGAAGGGAAGACACAUGCAGUACCAUUCCAACAUUGAAAAGGAAAUUGGGAUGGAACUCUAUUCUCAGUUUGUGUCUCUGUGUGAAAAAGAACUGGCUGCCAAUGCCAGAGGUGCCGAGGCUGGUGUUGUUCUCAGGCAUGGGACAUAUGGAAACCGGCAGGUUUUGAAAGUGGAUACAAAUGGACCAUUCACUCAUAUGAUUGAGUUUUGAAAAGUCCGAUCUUUCGAAUGACCAAUAAAAGUUGCUG
Messenger RNA from Euleptes europaea (tarantolino), 557 nucleotides. It is a transcript of the gene DTD2, whose product is annotated as D-aminoacyl-tRNA deacylase 2. Gene Ontology annotation, cellular component: cytoplasm. Bases 14 to 520 code for a protein of 168 amino acids. Lineage: Eukaryota; Metazoa; Chordata; Lepidosauria; Squamata; Sphaerodactylidae. Gene Ontology annotation, biological process: tRNA metabolic process. The transcript is spliced from 3 exons. The record is from RefSeq and is a predicted model, not a curated record. Gene Ontology annotation, molecular function: D-tyrosyl-tRNA(Tyr) deacylase activity.